This is a messenger RNA of Closterium sp. Naga37s-1, 1302 nucleotides long. The record is from the annotation of a GenBank genome assembly. Lineage: Eukaryota; Viridiplantae; Streptophyta; Zygnematophyceae; Desmidiales; Closteriaceae.
AUGCUUCCGUCGUUCAUGGUCAAGCUAUUUUGGAAAAGGAUAGAAGAGGUGGCGGAGGGAGUAGGAGUAGGAGGGGGUGCCGAACAUAAGGGAGGAGGCGAGGGGACGGCGCGCGUCUUGCUUGAGUACAGCUACGAGGAGGAGGAGAAGAUCGAGGAGGAUACAUCGAGGCAAGCUCAGCACGGGGUGAGCGGCCCGGGCGGCAAUGCGAACGAGCAGGAGGGCUCGAGCUCGGAAUCGAGCUCGAGCUCGAGCUCGAGCGAUGAGUCAGUCGAGCAUGACGGCGCAGGCGCAGGAGAACAUCCAGGUGGGACGGAGCGUACGGAGGAGCACGGAGUGGCGCUCGGGGAGCGGGUGGAUGAGCGGGUGAAGCAUAUCGGGCAGCAGGCGACGGGGGACGAUGGGGCUGUCGAGGAGCAGGAGGGCGGAGCAGCUGCGCAAGAGGGUGGGGCAGGAGUGCAGCAGCAGGAGGGCGGGGCGGCUGCGCAGGAGGGUGGGGUCGGAGGGCAGCAACAGGAGGGUGUGGCGGCAGCGCAAGAGGGUGGGGCGGGAGGGCAGGAGCAGGAGGGUGGGGAGGCUGCGCAUGAGCGACAGGUUGCAUGCGGCGACGCCGUAAACGGUGUCACGGAGGAGAGGAAGCUGUUGGAAGGGACGCGCACGAAGCUCGACGAGAUGAGCGUGAAAAUCAUCGAGGGGGUGGCAGCCGCUUUCACAAAAGCGAGCGACGAUGCCGUCGAGAAGCAGAUCAAGCUUGUUGAGGAGUGGCUGGUUGCUUCAGUCAUGAAAGGUCUUGAGAAAGCCGUCAAGGAGGACUUGUUCUACUCCACCCUCCCACCCAAGAGCAUGAAGGAGCUGAAGGACGUUGUGAGAGAAGGCUACCAAGGAGCUAAAGCUGGCAGAUUGGAAGUCCUCACCGAAGCAAUGUCGAGAGGGUUUCGGGGCUCGGCGGGCCCGUCAGCGAGGUUGCGUCACAAGGAGGGGGUGGCUGGUGUUCGCAACGGGGUUGAGCGUCGAGUUCAUGAGUGCUCGGUUCCUCCUUCUUCUUCGGUGGGAGGAAAUAUCGGCAGCCCGGUAGCAUCUCCACCGUCGCGUGCCCGUCAGACCGUCGGCAAGUCUGUCGAGGACAAGGAGGUCAUCGUACUCGACCAAUCGCCCCUUCAGAAGACCUUUGAAGCGGCACCGAAGCCUCCGCCUGAUGCUUUUGCUCCGCUGCGGGACAUCCUGCAGGGCCUCGGGAAAAAGGGUGGGAAAGGAGUGGUUGCGGGGGAGAAAAGCGGUGCCCCAAUCGAAUCCGACGCCUGA